AUGGAGCAGCAGAACAACCAACAGCAACAGCAGCCUCCUGCUGGCGGCGUACCAGGCCCAACUGGUCGUCGUCUGCACAUUGCUCACCGUCGAAGCCCCUCCGAGUUGACGCCUUUGGUGAGCAUGUUUGCGAACCCUGGAAUGGAGCAGCUUGCUAUUCAACAACAGAUCGAGCUUCUACAGCAGCAGCAGCAACAGUUGCAGGCUACACACCAAUACAUCAACAUGGGUAUGAUGCCGCCCGGACAGAUUGCUCCUGGUGGCUUCAACCCUAUGCAACAGGGUAUCAACAUGGCGCAGCAGGGCUUCCAGUUCCCGAACCAGCUUCCACAGCAACAAAAUGUUCAACUGGGAGCUCCGAGUCAGCCCAUGUCACAUCGCCGUAAUCAGUCGGCACUCCCCAAUAUGGGCAUGGGCCCGCCUCCCGCUCCUUCAUCGGGAGCUUCCGGUUCGACUUUUGGCCAUUUCGAUAACUCGCAGCCAUCCGGACGAGAGAACGCUUCCCGAGGAGGGCGGGGCGGCCCUCCGGCCGGAGGUGGACAUCAGCGACGACACUCCCUAGCUCUUGCUGAUGCCAAGAAGGCUGCCGAGAUCGCUCAGCAGAAGCGAACCACGUCGGGCUUUUCUUUCCCAGGCCCCAAUGCCUCGGACAGUGCCCCGGCAGAUGAUGCUAAGCCUGCAGCCACCACAACUACCGAUACCCCUAUUGCCCAGGGCUCCUCGGCAUCUUCUCGAGGUGGCCGCGGUCACGGACGCAGCCAGAGCAUGGCAGUUGGUGCCAACGGUCGAGGACAUGGCCGGGGCUCUGGUUCCAUUUCUAUCGGUAACGAGGGUGGUCAGGGCAGCGACUUUGGCAGCCGAGGCCGUGGCGGACACGCCAGAACCUCAUCCAGAAAUUUUGAUGGCAACUGGCGAACUCAGUCUCAGACUCAAGGCCAGGACCAAUCCGGUGGCCAGCAGUCUUUCCAGCCUGGCCAUCGAUCCCGUGCAUCGAUGAGCCAGUCGAUUUCGGGCGUUGGAGCCUUCCAAUAUCCCGGUCAGCCGCAGAUGGUGCAGGUUCCCGGUCAGAUGCCGAUGAUGCAGAUGUACCCUGGCCAGCUCAACCCCAUGCAGCUGAAUCAGCUGCAAGCUCUCCAGGCCGCACAAAUGAACGGCCAACAUCUGGUUGGUCUUCAAGGAAGCCAACACGCUCCUCAACUGAGCGGCCAAGCGAACCAGCAGCAGCAAAGGAAGACUCUCUUCACACCUUACCUCCCGCAAGCAACUCUUCCUGCACUGCUCGGCGAUGGUCAGCUUGUCUCUGGUAUUCUGCGUGUCAACAAGAAGAACCGUAGCGAUGCAUACGUCUCGACCACUGAUGGCCUCCUUGAUGCCGAUAUCUUUAUUUGUGGUAGCAAGGACCGCAACCGAGCUCUGGAGGGCGAUCUCGUCGCUGUAGAACUGUUGGAUGUCGAUGAGGUAUGGGGCCAGAAGCGUGAGAAGGAGGAGAAAAAGAAGCGCAAGGACAUCACUGAUACGCGGUCCGGAUCUACCGCCGGUACAAGUCAGUCCGGAUCUGCUAACGCCGAGGACGCCGGCGCGGGUGAGGGCGGCAUUCGCCGCCGUGGCAGUCUGCGCCAGCGCCCUACUCAGAAGAAGAACGAUGAUGUCGAGGUUGAGGGUCAGAGUCUGCUUCUUGUCGAAGAGGAGGAGAUCAGCGAUGAGGCCAAGCCGCUCUAUGCUGGCCACAUUGUUGCCGUCAUUGAGCGCGUUGCCGGUCAAAUGUUCUCGGGUACUCUUGGUUUGCUGCGCCCGAGUAGCCAGGCCACCAAGGAGAAGCAGGAGGCUGAACGUGCCGCCAGAGAUGGUGGCCGUCCUCAGGAGCACUCGCGCCAGCAAGACAAGCCCAAGAUUGUUUGGUUCAAGCCAACCGACAAGCGUGUUCCCCUGAUUGCCAUUCCCACGGAGCAGGCCCCUCGCGACUUUGUUGAGAAGCACCAGGACUACGCCGAUCGCAUCUUUGUUGCGUGCAUCAAGCGUUGGCCUAUCACAUCUUUGCAUCCUUUUGGAACUUUGGUUGAGCAGCUCGGCAAGAUGGGUGACCUUAAGGUGGAAACCGAUGCUCUGCUCCGUGACAAUAACUUCUCGUCUGACGAAUUCUCGGACGCCGUUCUUCGCAGUGUCAGCCUUCAGGACUGGUCGCUUGCAAAAGAGGACGAGGAUGCCAUUGCUACCCGCCGGGAUUUCCGCAGCGAGACGACUUUCACUCUCGACUUGGCAGGAACUGGAGAGCUGGGAAAUGCUGUCCAUGUGAAGACCGAAUCGGAUGGAAAGAUCGAAAUUGGUAUCCACGUGCCGGAUAUUGCACACUUUGUCAAGGCCAAUUCCCUUGUUGACCGUGAGGCUAAGAAGCGCGGCACCGCAGUUCAUCUGGUAAACCGAACUUGUGCACUUCUGCCACCUCAGAUUGCCAAUGAAGUCUGCACUUUGACCCCGGGCGAAGACAGACUGACUGUCAGUGUUGUGUUCCGCGUUAACCCGCAGACCGGCGCUGUCGCAGAAGGCGACACCUGGAUUGGUAGGAGUAUCAUCAAGAGCUCUGCCAAGCUCUCUUUGGAACAGAUUGACGAUGCCUUGACAGGUCAAUCUACCUUCAAGCACGAGACCGUUCAAGCCAAGGACGUCCAGAUCCUGAACGCUGUUGCUCAGAAGUUCCGGGAAGCCCGACUUGGCUCCGAAGAUGAGCCUAUCGCUCCUCUCAGGCUCCUCCAUCAAUUGGAUGAUGAGAAUAUUCCUAUCAAGCAUAACCUAUUUGAUUCCACAUCUGGUACCGAGCUCGUCGAGGAGCUGCAGCACAAGGUCAAUGCUUACGUCGCUCAACGCCUUGCUCAGGAUCUACCGGAGAAGGCCCUGCUCCGACGUCAAGGCGCCCCGAACGCACGCCGUCUGCAAACCUUUGUGGAGCGCAUGAGGGCUAUUGGAUACGACUUUGACACCACUAGCAGUGGUACUGUCCAGAACAGCCUCUUCAAGGUUGAUGACAAUGAUAUUCGCAAGGGUAUGGAGACUGCGCUGGUCAAGAGCAUGAACCACGCCAAGUACUACAUUAGUGGUAAAACCAACAAGCUGUUGUGGCCGCACUAUGCACUAAACCUGCCUCUGUACACUCAUUUUACUGCACCUACCCGCCGCUACGCCGACCUAGUUGUUCAUCGACAGCUCGAGGCUGUCCUUUCCGAGGGCAAGAUCGAGUACACCGAGGAUGUUGACAACUUGGUCAAGACGGUUGAGUCUUGCAACACCAAGAAGGAGUCUGCCCAGAAUGCUCAGGAGCAGAGCAUUCACAUUGAGUCAUGCCGCAUCAUGGACAGGAAGCGCCAAGAGGUCAACGGUGACCUCAUCAGCGAGGGUAUUGUCCUAUGUGUUUACGAGUCGGCCUUUGAUGUCUUGAUUCCCGAGUGGGGCUUUGAGAAGCGUGUCCACUGCGACCAGCUGCCACUCAAGAAGGCAGAGUUCCGAAAGGAGAAGAGAGUUCUGGAGCUGUACUGGGAGAAGGGCGUCCCCAGCUCUGCAUAUGUCCCCGAGGACGAGAGACCCAAGGCACACCAAUCCCAGAGAGUGUCCAAUGCCAUGGCGGCUGCAAAGCAAGCCGAAGAGGCCGAGAAGGCCAGAAAGGAGCGCGAGGAAGCUGCUCGAAAGCAAACCGAGACUGGUACCAUUUCUACCGAUGAUGUUGACGCACUGUUCGACGACGAUGAGGACAACAUGUCGGACGUGACAGAGUCCAUGGCAGGUGCAUCUCUUGCUGAGCGUCCCACGCAAAGCGUGCCUGGUUCGCCGACUCGAUCCACCUCCAACACUGGAGUCUUGCAUCGCACUCGAUCUGACUCAAAGGUCCCCAUGGCUGAAGCUGUCGAGACGCGCUUGACCAACAAGGAGAAGUACCUCAAGUUGUUCGCCCUGAGAGAGGAAGGUGGAGAGUACAUCCAAGAUGUCACGGAAAUGACGAGAGUGCCCAUCAUUCUGAAGACGGACCUCUCCAAGAGCCCACCGUGUUUGACUAUUCGCUCGCUCAACCCUUACGCUCUGUAG
Messenger RNA from Pestalotiopsis fici W106-1, 4071 nucleotides. RefSeq lists its product as uncharacterized. Gene Ontology annotation, biological process: mRNA catabolic process. NCBI's taxonomy places the organism in Eukaryota, Fungi, Ascomycota, Sordariomycetes, Amphisphaeriales, Sporocadaceae. The transcript has 4 exons. The coding region runs from base 1 to 4071 and encodes 1356 amino acids. Gene Ontology annotation, molecular function: RNA binding; 3'-5'-RNA exonuclease activity. Gene Ontology annotation, cellular component: exosome (RNase complex); P-body. The record is from RefSeq and is a predicted model, not a curated record.